Messenger RNA from Oikopleura dioica, 207 nucleotides. The record is from the annotation of a GenBank genome assembly. Lineage: Eukaryota; Metazoa; Chordata; Appendicularia; Copelata; Oikopleuridae.
AUGCAGUCCUUCAAGAGUGAUUUUAAAACUAUCCAGAUAGCUGCUGUCGAUCCUCAUGCGCCGCCUUCAUACAACAACGUCGAGUAUGAAUCGAAAAUACAGGAGAGCAAAGAAAUCCAACAGAUGCCACCAAAGAAGCCGCAAAAAGGAAGAUUGCAAAAAUUCCUCGCCUGGAUUUUUUGCUCCUCCGGCUCAAACAAAAGCUGA